Messenger RNA from Penicillium cinerascens, 783 nucleotides. RefSeq lists its product as uncharacterized. Bases 1 to 783 code for a protein of 260 amino acids. The record is from RefSeq and is a predicted model, not a curated record. The transcript has 2 exons. Lineage: Eukaryota; Fungi; Ascomycota; Eurotiomycetes; Eurotiales; Aspergillaceae.
AUGGCCAACCCUAACCUAUCCGUCCCAACAACCUGUCGCCUCUCCACGCGUCUCUCGCUACAAUGGCUCCCAGAGCCCGCCGGCGAAGAAACAACCGACACAGUCGUCAUGUCCGUGAACGGCUGGUACUUGGACCUCCGCAUGAAGAAAACAGGCGGAAUGGACUGGGCAAUUGCAGGCCAGCGAAUUGUCGAGAGCCAAGACCCAGUCAAAGUGUCUUUCACACACGAACUUGACUCCCACAAUGCCUUUGAAAGUGUUGAUUGUGGUACUUUCGAGCCACUUUCGCCGGGCGUUGAUAAAGAGACUGGGUCUAUGUCCAAUUAUGAUCAGCCCGGGGCUCCUGUGAUGGAGUAUGUGGAGAUCUGGAAGGAGCUUUCUUUCCGAGAGGGGCCUGAGGGGGCCUUGAAGGGCAUCUCGUGGGUCCUUGAGUCGGAUGACGGGGUUGUUAGCGAAGGAGAGCAGGAAGUCUCGGUGACCAAGACAUUCUUGGGCAGGAUCUGGGGGACUUAUUUGGCCCUUCGGCAAACUCAACUCCAUAAGCGCCACAAGGACUCCUCUGGAAAUUGGACUGUGAGUAAGUCUGGACUCGAUGUUAGUGCUAGGAGGGAAGAAUGGGACUCGGGAUGGAUUGAGAAGGUUGUGUUCGGAGGAGCUGCGGAGCUCUUGCCAUCAAUUACUGAUAUUGAAGGCGAAGGAAAGGGAUCUUGGAGAGUUCCAGGCGAGAAAGUGACGAUCAAGGGAAAGUCGUAUAUUGUUCGAGCAUUUGAGGAGAUUCAGUGA